AUGGCCUUGUCGUUGAUCGUCAACGCCGGCCUCAUGGCCCUGCCCAUCGGCGGGUGUCUGGGCACGUUAUUCGGCAUCGACGCUCAUCGCGCAGCCAACGGUCAACGCCCACUCUUCGCUCCCAACCCCAAUGAUCCCGAUGAGAAUCGUGGUACCGGCGGCAGCACUGGAGGUGGUCAAGAUAGCACCGGAGGUGGUUCGGGGUCCAGCGGCGGCGAUGUCAGUGACAAUGGGAUCCAAACUAACCCCUACUGUCAACUCUCAUAUGGUAUCACGCCGCCUUCCAAGGAUGGCGAAUCUUUCACGCUCAAUCCCAAUCAGUGGAAUGUCAAAAAGGGUUCCGAUAAGGGCGCCCUCUGCAUGAAUGUCACCACAUUCAAUAACAUGACCUACCCGACCAAAUACUCAGCCCCCGACUUCUCCGUCACAUGGCAAUUCGAUCCUGGCCCAGAGACCGACCCUGUGUAUGCCUUCCCCAAUAUUAUGGUCGACAAGGUGCUGCCAGUGGGCCUCGACGACAUGCAAGAGCUGUACCUCAACGUCCACUGGACCUACGGUGUCGGCGACGAGAUCGCAACCACCACCGACGAGUCCGAAUUGACCGCCAAUAAUGUCAACACCAACGUCGCCAUCGAUAUGUUCUUUGACAGCGACAAGGUGACCGCGCAGGACAGCACCAGCGCCAAGUACGAAGUCAUGGUGUGGUUCGGCAUGUUCGGCCCAUCUACCCAACCUCACGGCUAUCCCACGGUUGUCACAACCAACACGGUCAAUGGAACAAAAUUCAAUCUGUACUCCGACAAGAACGCGAAUACAAAUCAAAAUGUCCUGACCUGGGUCGCGGAGCAUACGGUCGAAGAGUUCAACGGCGACAUCUAUCCUCUCAUCACCGAUCUGUACAAUAUGACCGGCUCAGUCUACCCAUCCAGCACUGACUACCUGGGCUACUUUGGUUUUGGAUCGGAAGCCUUCUCUGCCGACAAGAAUGUCACGUUCGGGGUCACCAACCUUGAGAUCGGCAUUAAGACAUAA
Molecule: messenger RNA, 1032 nt
Organism: Penicillium waksmanii
Lineage: Eukaryota; Fungi; Ascomycota; Eurotiomycetes; Eurotiales; Aspergillaceae
Product: glycoside hydrolase family 12 protein
Exons: 4
Coding region: 1-1032 (343 amino acids)
Biological process (GO): polysaccharide catabolic process
Molecular function (GO): cellulase activity
Source: RefSeq, a predicted model, not a curated record